Messenger RNA from Perkinsus marinus ATCC 50983, 1450 nucleotides. RefSeq lists its product as hypothetical. Gene Ontology annotation, cellular component: cytosol; RQC complex. Lineage: Eukaryota; Perkinsozoa; Perkinsida; Perkinsidae. Gene Ontology annotation, biological process: ribosome-associated ubiquitin-dependent protein catabolic process; rescue of stalled cytosolic ribosome. The transcript has 11 exons. Gene Ontology annotation, molecular function: ubiquitin protein ligase activity; ribosomal large subunit binding. The coding region runs from base 20 to 1450 and encodes 476 amino acids. The record is from RefSeq and is a predicted model, not a curated record.
AGGAGUUCUUCACCAAUUCAUGCCGUCUCGCCGAUCACUGAAGCGCUCAGUAGCGAAUGCCACAACAGCUGUAACUCAGUUAGGAGUAUCUUCGGGUGUUGACAUUGGAGAUAUCUUUUCACAGUUCGCUGGAGGAUCUGAUGGAUAUGCCCAGCCUUCUGGUCGAAACGCUGCAGCAACAGUGGCCGUUGUCUACUGUGGACCAGAUCCUAGCAUAGGGCUGUUGUUUCGGAAAUUUGGAAAGAAAGAUUCGUUGACGAGAAUGAAGGCAUAUGAGGAGUUGCGAGGCAGAGUUGAAGAUAGCGAUGAUGCCAACUCCAGCGCACUGGUGAGUAUCUUGGAGCCAUUUGCAGCGCAUUAUAUGCGAUCGGCUUUGCUGGAUCCAGACUGGCGUUGUCGAGCCGCUUUGCACAACAUAGUCGGUCUGUUGGUAUCCAAGUUGAAGCGACAUGCUGUGCGAUAUCUACCGGACAUUCUGCCUUCACUGUAUCUAGCCGGACUAUACGAUACGCACAUUGAAGUUUGUCGCUCAGCAUCUGCAGCAUUGGCUGUGAUUUUCCCACAUCAGAAUAAACGGGAAAUGGCAAUUUACGAUAAAUUCAGAGAUUCUGUUCGGGAGGAGAUUUGGUGGUUGCUAUCAUCCGAGUGUACGAUGCAGGAGUUAGACGAGAGAUUCGGUUGCAGUGGUGGCGGCUCUAAGGUUGAUGCUAGUGACGAAAGUGAGGAAAGAUACGAUCGAGCCGUCUGUGCUGCUCUUGCUGCAGUGCCAAAAUUCGCCAAGGUGUGGAAUUCGGACGGCAGUUCUGUUGAUCCCGCUAUUGCUACUAUGGAUUUCAUGAAGUUCGCACUACCUCCAUACCGAUCAUCUGUACGUACUGCUGCUUUGUCACGCUGCCUCUUGCCGUUGUUUUCGGAGGAUAUUUUGAGGUCAAAGAUUGAGCAAGAGGUGGAUGUUGAGAAGAUACUCCUGUUGCUGUCGGCCACUCAAGGUGACCUCACAGUUGGCGCUGCGACAGCACAGUUCGUACAGGUGUUGGCUGAGGAGAGUGAUUUAUGCGGAAAACUAGAAUCGAGUCGCAAGCUCCGACAAAGGAUAUGUACGACAGUCGCGAGUGGUAGCAAGAUCAUCAAGUCGAUACCAGCGAUUAUGCGAGGAAUAGCUAGCAGCGAUGACAAGGUUGCACUGAAGUGGUCCAUUGAGGAGCUGACGCCGAGUAUUCUGCGAGCUCUGGGCGCACCGCAACCUGCCCCUCCGCCGAGGGUCGUGUAUCAGGUUUUUUCCGAAUGUCUCGGAAUUGCCGCUGCGAAUAGCAAGUUCUUGGAAUACAAGGACGAGAUCACCGACUUAUUUAUAGAGCUUGCUCGGCACUUCAUCAAUUCGGGUGAGAAUCGACUUCCGGUUGGUGCCAACCAGGAUCUUGCUUAUAUUGACGAUCAGCAAGAAUGGUAG